UUUCGAUGGACUGUUGGCCAAACUCCGUUUUCAGAUCUGUCAGUUAUUAUUGCAGCAUGGAUAGGAUAUUUUUGUACAAUUGGAAUAUUGCGAAUCUAUAUGUACGGCAGAGAUCCAAUGAAACUCAACACUGUAACAGCAUAUCAUAAUAUGUUUUUGUGUGUUAUUUCUCUAGCAAUGUUUGUUGCUGGUGCAUUUGGCACUUACCACAGGGCCAUGAGUCGAGGCAUUGAUGAGAUUUUUUGCUCAAACGAUCCAGAUGGAAUGCGAGGUCUUCUCCCUUUUACUCUGUAUAUGUACUAUCUGAGCAAGUUUAUCGAGUUGUUUGAUACCAUCAUUCUUAUUUUAAAAAAGAAACCAGUCAUAUUUUUGCAUUGGUAUCACCACUCGAUUGUAAUGCUCAUGGUUUGGUCAUGGCUACAAUACGAUGUGGCAUUUGCCACGCAGGGCAUGAUUGCCAAUACAUUGAUCCAUGUAUUCAUGUACUACUACUACUACUCGUCCAGUCUAGGCCGAAAUGUUUGGUACAAGAAGUACAUUACGACUGGACAAAUCAUCCAGUUUACAUUAUCCUUUAUACUGAGCAUACCAUACAUUUAUUUUUCACUACAAAAAAACUGUUCAGGAUGGAAUGCAUUCAUCUUUUCCAUGACAAUCAAUGCAAGCUUCCUGGCACUAUUCAUCAACUUUUACCAUUCAGCUUACAAGCCAGCAAGACAUGUGGACAAAAAG
Messenger RNA from Batrachochytrium dendrobatidis JAM81, 732 nucleotides. RefSeq lists its product as uncharacterized. The annotation marks the transcript as partial. Lineage: Eukaryota; Fungi; Chytridiomycota; Chytridiomycetes; Rhizophydiales. The transcript has 5 exons. Gene Ontology annotation, biological process: fatty acid elongation, saturated fatty acid; very long-chain fatty acid biosynthetic process; fatty acid elongation, polyunsaturated fatty acid. The record is from RefSeq and is a predicted model, not a curated record. Gene Ontology annotation, molecular function: fatty acid elongase activity. Gene Ontology annotation, cellular component: endoplasmic reticulum membrane.